Vicugna pacos (alpaca) is the source of this 3084-nucleotide messenger RNA. The record is from RefSeq and is a predicted model, not a curated record. NCBI's taxonomy places the organism in Eukaryota, Metazoa, Chordata, Mammalia, Artiodactyla, Camelidae.
AGGAUCAGGGAGGGUUGAGUGGUCUCUAGAUGGAAACCUGGCCAUAGCAUUUCAAGUUACUGUGCCUCAAAUGAGCUGAGUUCCUGGGGUUUAAGAGGGAAGUCGGCCCUGGGCCUCGGCGAUGGGGUGGGGGCCAUGGGCUGGCAGUGGGUGUGGCCAGCUCCCUCUUCCUCUCUGCAGCCUGGGGGCUGGAGUGCUUCGCUCCAGUGGCUGGCUUUCUUGUCAGGGGAGUUAAACUCCUGCAGGUGUCUUCUACCUGGGCUGGCCCUGCAGGUCCCUGAACUGCACGGAGGGGAGGCUGGGCCUCUCCCAGAGGAGCUGGGUGGGUAACAACGGUGGGGACAGUCAGGGCCUGCACGCUGGGCAGGGGCCCCCAUCCCCGCUCCCCACCUGCUCCUCCCCGCUGGCAGCCCCCACUCCAUCCCCACAGGCAUAGCCUGCGUAAGCCUCUUCAGAUGCUCACUGUUCUGCCGUGUGAUCAGUGGACAGGAUGGGAAGCCCUGCCCUCCCUGGGGUGGAGGAGCAAGGCUGGCCACCAUCUAGAUAGAGGACUCUGGGGACACCAGCCUAGAUCGGCCCCAGGUCCCCACCAGGGCAGCUUCACUGCCUGAGGAGCUGCGAGGUGCUGGCCGUGGUGGGACACCGGGUCAGGCGGGAGGCGGGAGCAAGCUGGCUCCUCUGCUGGGGUCUGCCCUCCUCAGGAGGUAACCUGAGCCCUGGCUGAGCCCAAAAAAGCCACUGCCCUUUAGAGCCAGCUGCAUGGGAGCAGGCCAGGCCUGAGCAGAGGAGGGAGGAGGGGCCGCAGUUGCUGGUCACCCCAGACCCUCCUGCCCUGUGCCCAGUGCCCAGCACAGGGACGCGGAACCUGCCCUCCUGGCCAUGGGAGGGGCCGUGGUCGACGAGGGCCCAACAGGCAUCAAGGCCCCCGAUGGGGGCUGGGGCUGGGCCGUCCUCUGGGGCUGUUUCGUCAUCACGGGCUUCUCCUACGCCUUCCCCAAGGCGGUCAGUGUCUUCUUCAAGGAACUCAUGCGUGAGUUUGGGAUCGGCUACAGCGACUCGGCCUGGAUCUCCUCCAUCUUGCUGGCCAUGUUGUACGGGACAGGCCCACUGUGCAGCGUGUGUGUGAAUCGCUUUGGCUGCCGGCCUGUCAUGCUCGCAGGCGGCCUCUUGGCAUCCCUGGGCAUGGUGGCCGCGUCUUUCUGCGGAAGCAUCAUCCAGCUCUACCUCACCACCGGCGUCAUCACAGGCUUGGGUCUGGCGCUCAACUUCCAGCCGUCGCUCAUCAUGCUCAACCGCUACUUCAGCCGGCGGCGCCCCAUGGCCAACGGGCUGGCGGCGGCGGGCAGCCCCGUGUUCCUGUGCGCCCUGUCCCCGCUGGGGCAGCUGCUGCAGGAUCACUACGGCUGGCGGGGCGGCUUCCUCAUCCUGGGCGGCCUACUGCUCAACUGCUGCGUGUGCGCUGCACUCAUGCGGCCUCUGGAGGCGCCCCGGCCAGCCGCGGGGCCUGCACCCCCGCGGGCCCCACGGCGGCUGUUGGACCUGAGUGUCUUCAGGGACCGAGGCUUCGUCGUCUACGCGCUCGCUGCCUCCAUCAUGGUGCUGGGGCUCUUCGUGCCACCAGUGUUCGUAGUGAGCUACGCCAAGGACCUGGGCGUGCCCGACACCCAGGCGGCCUUCCUGCUCACCGUGCUGGGCUUCAUCGACAUCUUUGCCCGGCCCACCGCCGGCUUCAUCGCAGGGCUCAAGAAGGUGCGGCCCUACUCCGUCUACCUCUUCAGCUUUGCCAUGUUCUUCAACGGCUUCACCGACCUCACGGGCUCCACGGCGAGAGACUACGGCGGCCUGGUGGUCUUCUGCAUCUUCUUCGGCAUCUCCUACGGCAUGGUGGGGGCCCUGCAGUUCGAGGUGCUCAUGGCCAUCGUGGGCACCCAGAAAUUCUCCAGCGCCAUCGGCCUCGUGCUGCUGCUGGAGGCCAUAGCUGUGCUCAUCGGGCCCCCGUCGGGAGGCAAGCUCCUGGACGCGACGCACGUCUACCAGUACGUGUUUGUGCUGGCGGGGGCCGAGGUGCUGACCUCCUCCCUCGUGCUGGUGCUGGGCAACUUCUUCUGCAUUGGGAAGAGGCCCGAGGUGGCCGCGGAGGAGGAGCGCCACAAGCCCCCCGAGGACGUGAGGGUGGACUCUCGGGAGGUGGAGCACUUCCUGAAGACGGAGCCUGAGAAGAACGGGGAGGUGGUUCACACCCCGGAGACGAGCGUCUGAGCCGGAGGCCGGCAGGGGUUCAGGGAAUCGGACAGAGACCGUCAACGCUCGUAUUUAUUUCACAAACAGGACUAGCUGGGGUGGGGCCGUCGGCUCGGCGCCGGCUGCCCGGGCAGCGGAUCAUCGCCGGAUCAGUGUUUUUCGGGGGAGGUGGUGGGGUGGGAACGUGUCAUUCCGAGGCGGAUCUGUGGUGAAGCCAAGCCGCGAGGUUACAAGCCAUCUGCCCCGGGGCCCCGCCUGCUGACCCCAGAGGCGCCCGAUGCCCACCACUGGGCUCAAGGACCUAGAAACCCGCGCUUCAGAGACAACACGGCUUUAAUCAGAGGGCAGGGCCGCUGCAGAGUGGGUGCUCCCCUGACGGGCCCUGCCUGUGUUCCUGUGGCCCCUUCCUGCCCGGGCCUCCACUGUGUGCCCCAGCCCAGCCCUCUCCGAGUGCCUAGAGGACAAAGCUCCCUCCUUCACGCCUGGAAGCCAGAAAAGCCUGCGUGUGGGAGGAGCUGCCCCGAGAGGAAUGUCUUCCAGGAGCUGCAGUUCUGGAGGGGCAGCGAGCGGUCUGGCCACCCACCCCAAGUCCCACUUUCUCAGCAAACAAGCCUGGCUAUUUUCACAGAGUGGUUCUGGUCCUUGUCAACCGUGCAGCUUUGUAAGCCCGACUGGUCCUGGCCCCGGCCCCGGCCCUGCGGUGCCCGGUCAGCUCAGAGUGGUCACAUGGGGCCCUGGCGGCUGGCAGGGAGGCCACACUGCAGGGGUGUGUGCACUUCAGCUGGGACGUAGGUGUGAUUUCUGCUCCCUGGCGUGUGUCUGAAGAAAACAUCUUCCUGCCUU